This is a messenger RNA of Trichoderma asperellum CBS 433.97, 879 nucleotides long. RefSeq lists its product as uncharacterized. The record is from RefSeq and is a predicted model, not a curated record. Lineage: Eukaryota; Fungi; Ascomycota; Sordariomycetes; Hypocreales; Hypocreaceae.
AUGGCGUCUGAAGGGCCGUUUCCUCUUUUGGCCCACCCGUACCGGUCCCCAGCUCGAGGGACGUGUGCCUACGAGAUGGGAAAUACAGCUGCCAAAAAUGCGCUGGUCUUUAUUGGAGGUCUGAAAGACGGCCCUCAUACGACGCCUUAUAUUCGAACUGUUGCCAGACACCUGGAAAAGACGCCCGAGCUUGGCUAUUCUGUGUUUGAAACACGAAUCAGAAGCUCCUUCGAUGGUUUCGGGACCUCAAACCUGGCACAGGAUGUUCAGGAUAUAUCUGCGCUUGUCAAGUAUCUUCGCUCCAUUGGUCGGGACAAGAUCAUUCUAUUUGGUCAUUCAACCGGAUGCCAGGAUUGUAUGGAGUACACAAAAUAUGCCAAAUAUUCCAACAGCCCCGUAGAUGGCUUCAUUCUUCAAGCACCAGUCUCGGACAGAGAGUCUUUAGACACUUUUCUUCCAAAUUGGCACUCCAAGCUCGACUAUGCUGACAAAAUGAUUGCCGACGGGAAGGGGGGCGACUGCUUGCCUGCCGAGCAGUCGAUUGCCAUGUUGAACGCACCGAUAUCCGCCAACAGGUUCCACGACCUGUUUGCGAAAGGCGGCGCGGAUGAUUACUUUUCUUCCGACCUUGAUGCCGAAACAGUAAUCGGAUUUUGGGGCCGGUUCAACAAACCGGUGCUUGUACUACAUUCAGAAAAGGACGAGUUUGUGCCGGCAACGGUUGAUCAAGUUGCGUUGAACAAGAAGUAUCAGGCAGCGAGCCCGUUUGUGAGCCCGUUGUCUGGCCUCAUUCCCGGAACGGGUCACACUGUCUUGCAAGAAGAAGCUCGAGAGUGGCUGGCGGGAAGGGUUAUCGAGUUUCUCCGCACUAUUACUUGA